CCCUCCCUGCUCCUUUAAAGCACCGGGCGCACUCUGGAGAAGGAGGAGAAGAAGAGAGGGAGCGUCAAGACGGGGAAUCGAGGACAAAACUAAACCAUGAAUGACAUCAAGUUGGCUCUGCUGGGAAGUCCGGGCUCUGGAAAGUCAGCUGUCCUUGUGCGCUUCCUGACCAGACGCUUCAUCGGAGAAUAUGCCUCCAACACCAACUCGCUGUAUCGCAAGAGGCUGUCUAUCGACGGCAGGCAGCUCAACCUGGAGGUUUUGGACCCGUGCUCACAGAGCUCGGGGGUGACUUGUCUGGUGGAGGAGCCGGUGGACUGGGCACACGGCUUUGUGGUGGUCUACAACAUCAGCGAUCGCUCCUCCUUCCUCCACGCCAAGGAUGUCCUGCGGCAGAUCUGUGAGGCCCGACUCAACCACUGCAAAGGGGAGCCGCCCUGCGUCCCCGUGUGCCUGCUGGGCAACAAGCAGGACCUGUGUCACGCCCGGCAGGUGCUAGAAGACGAGGGCCGCCGCCUGGCCCAGGACAGCGGCUGCCGCUUCCAGGAGGUGUCGGCGGCCGAGAGCUACCAGGACAUCGCCGGCCUGUUCACGCAGCUCAUCCGCCAGGUGAUGGAGCACCUGAAGUACCGCGCCGACCGCCGCCGCUACAGCGGCUCCAAGUCCAUGGCCAAGCUCAUCAACAACGUGUUUGGCAAGAGGAGGAUGUCGGUGUGACCACCAAUAAACUGUAUUUUGGGCACUUUUAUAAAAGGGGAGCUUUACAUUUAAAGGAAUAUAUUUUCAAUAUAGCAUGGACUAUUUAUUUUACAAGCAUAUUAGAUGUAGUUUUGGUCUAAAUCAGGGGUCUCAGACACGCGGCCCCUACCUUAAUAUUUAAUGUUAGUGCGGCCAGCGAGUUUUAUAUGAAUGCCGCUUAACAGCGUUCUGUUAUUUGGGUCCAAAAUGGCUCUUUCAACGUUCUGGGUUGCCUACCCAUGCAUUAGUGGAAAAAUGGCAAAUGAGUGAAAUCGACAGAGAGGUUUCCAUGGAGACGAGGGUUUUCUUACGUGCCGGGCUGCAGUCACACCGCGACACCUGUCCGUCAGUAAUGACAGUCCCCGAUAACCUGGACCAAUUCAAACAGUUGUUUGUUUUUUUUAUUAUUUAAUUUGCAUUGCCUCACAUUUCUUAAUUUUCAUUUUGUUCAUUUAGAUUUUGAUUUUUUUUUGUGUUGAAAAUAAAAAUAAAAGACAUUUAAAAAUA
Molecule: messenger RNA, 1245 nt
Organism: Nerophis ophidion (straightnose pipefish)
Lineage: Eukaryota; Metazoa; Chordata; Actinopteri; Syngnathiformes; Syngnathidae
Gene: rerglb
Product: RERG/RAS-like b
Exons: 5
Coding region: 97-717 (206 amino acids)
Molecular function (GO): GTPase activity; GTP binding
Source: RefSeq, a predicted model, not a curated record